UUAUCAAAGUUCCUCAUCCUCAGUCACCAUUAGACCAAUUUACUUAUUAGUUCGUAUUAUUUCGAUAAUUAUAACUAUUUUAUGCAAUUAUUAAAUCAGCUAGUGUUCAUUAAGUAGUGUUAAAUUGUUCUAUUGUGAUGAUUCGAACAACCGAAUAAAACAUACUCAUUACAUGUUCAAAAGUAAGUUAGCUGCUGACUUUUAGUGAUGUCUCGUAGUCGCCAUGAAAGUUCAAGCCGCCAUGAAAAUCCAGAUUGCAAGGUUUACAUCGGAGAAUUAGGUUUUAAUGCUUCGAAACAAGACGUCGAAGACGCAUUCUCAUAUUAUGGUCCAAUACGUAAUGUUUGGGUGGCUAGGAAUCCACCAGGUUUCGCAUUUGUCGAGUUCGAAGACGUUAGAGAUGCCGAAGAUGCAGUCAAAGAAGUUGACGGCAGAAGAACCGUCUGUGGAAGACGUGUUCGUGUAGAACGUGCUGGCAAUAGACGUGGUGGUAGAGGUGGAUUUAGAGGACGCCCGUACCGUGGUGGCGGUGGUGGUCACGGAGGACGAUCUUUUCACCCCGAAGAUCGAUGCUUCGAAUGUGGAAAUCGAGGACACUAUGCCAGAGAGUGUAGACAUAGACGUGGAGGAUGGCGAAGUCGAGGUCGAGGUGGUGGCCGGUCAUACAGCAGAUCAAGAUCCCGUUCAGGAUCACGUGAUCGCCGUACAAGAUCCCGCGAUCGUCGUUCAAGAUCUCGGGACCGUCGUUCAAGAUCUCGCGAUCGUCGCAGUAGGUCGCGUGAUCGUCGAUCCAGAUCUCAUUCAAGUUCCCGCUCUCGUUCCCGUUCGCAUUCACCAUCUCGUACUAGAAAUAAUAAGCGUAGCAGAUCUCGUUCUGAUUCACCACGUAAUAACGAUCGUAAAGCCAAAUCAAUAUCUAGAUCACGUGAUCGAUCAGUUUCCAAAUCGAAAGCCAAAUCCGUAUCUAGAUCACGUGAUCGAUCAGUUUCCAAAUCGAAAGCCAAAUCAGUAUCUAGAUCACGCGAUCGAUCAGUUUCCAAAUCGAAAGCCAAAUCAGUAUCUAGAUCACGUGAUCGGUCAGUUUCCAAAUCGAAAUCCAAGUCGAGGACUCCGGCUCCGAGGAAAGCUAGUUCUGGAUCUCCUGCGAGAAACGGUGAUGCUUAAUUUUCUGCUACCUUUUUUUUUUCUAUGCUAUUUCUCAGCCUCACAAUUCAGUUUAAUUUUGACACAUUCUUCUUGGAAGUGAUACAGAAAGUCUUAAUUUUUAAGUUCACAUAGACGAACAGUUGGUUUGCAAUAAUUUUUCUUUUGUAUCUAUUACCUUUUUUUUCGUUUUGUGUUAUUUCACGGUGAAAUGAAAAAUUAAACAUUUAAUGCUAAA
Molecule: messenger RNA, 1381 nt
Organism: Planococcus citri (citrus mealybug)
Lineage: Eukaryota; Metazoa; Arthropoda; Insecta; Hemiptera; Pseudococcidae
Product: probable splicing factor, arginine/serine-rich 6
Exons: 6
Coding region: 208-1164 (318 amino acids)
Molecular function (GO): zinc ion binding; RNA binding
Source: RefSeq, a predicted model, not a curated record